AUGACGCCUCCGAAUCCCCUCGCUGACUGGGAAAGAGUUGGAGACCAGUUCUAUAGAAAGUCCCGGAUCUAUGACGCCGUUUUUGAUGAAGAUGUUGAGUUAGAGAAUUAUAUUGCCGUAGGUGCUCCUUACGGUGGCGCUAUAGCUCUCCAUCGGGACGAAAGAAGGCUGCAACGAUACAGAGAUGCUCAAACAUCGAAGUCAAGCAUUGACAUCUAUUCAUACUCAGGACAACGUAUAUGUCGAAUAAAUUGGGAUCAUGGGUCCAUUCGAGGCCUAGGAUGGUCCGAGGACGAGAGAUUGCUAGCCGUCACUGAAGACGGUACGGUCCGUUGCUACUAUGGCCUCAGCGGGGACUUUACUCCGUUCUCAUUAGGAUCCAUGGCGGAGGAGUAUGGCGUAGUUGGGUGUCGAUUUUGGUCUGCCGGGUUUGUUGCUUUGCUAUCAAAUAACCAACUUGUUGCAGUAUCACAUUAUGAUGAGCCGCGCCCGAAGUUGCUAGCUCAAUCUCCAGAAGGCGAGAUUAAUUCAUGGUCAUUGAUUCCACCCACGUAUACCCUUUCCAGGUCGGUUGAGGUCUUGCUUGCAAUAGACAAAUCUAUAUAUGUUGUGGAUGCAGCAGACUCUGAGGACCGCAUGCUACAAAAUGGGCCCUUUAAGCACGUUAGUGUGUCACCGAAUGGACUUUUUGUGGCCUUGUUUACUGGGGACGGAAAACUAUGGGUCGUCAGCAGCGAUUUCCAGAACAAGUUCAGUGAAUAUGAUUCUCAUGCUAAAACGCCUCCUGGUUCCGUGACUUGGUGUGGGAACGAUGCUGUUGUUCUUGCCUGGGAAGAUGAAGUUCAUGUGGUUGGACCAAAUGGUGCUUCGGUGAAGCACUUUUAUGAUGGUCAAAUCCACAUAAUUCCUGAUAUUGAUGGAAUCAGAAUUUUAACAAAUGAUGUGUGCGAGUUUCUGCAUAAAGUACCGGAUGCCACUGAGGAAGUCUUCCGGCUUGGGUCAAGUGCGCCAGCUUCGGUUUUACUUGACUCUGUUGAGCAGCUUGAGAAGAAAUCACCCGCCGCGGAUGAAAAUAUCCAGAGAAUCCGUGCUAACCUUGUCGAGGCUGUGGAUACAUGCGUACGCGCUGCCGGGUAUGAGUUUAAUACUUAUUGGCAAAAGCAGUUACUCAAGGCAGCUUCCUUUGGGAAAUCCAUUCUAGAACUUUACAACAGCGACGAAUUCGUCGACAUGUGUGAGAAACUCCGGAUCUUGAAUGCUGUCCGUGAUUAUAAGAUUGGCCUACCAAUUUCGUACGAGCAGUACAUGCGGCUUACUCCCGAAAAGCUCAUCGAACGCCUGAUAAACCGCCGUGAAUAUCUUCUGGCUAUUCGUGUCUCGGAAUAUCUACACCUUCCUGCGGACAAGAUCUUCGUUCACUGGGCAAUUCAGAAAGUCAGAUCAUCCACUGAAGACGAUGACACAAUUUGCCAGAUAGUUGUACAGAGACUUCAAGGAAAGCAAGGAAUAUCCUUUGAGUCCAUUGCUCGAUCAGCUCAUGAGGAAGGCAGGUCGCAUUUGGCAACGCAGCUGCUAAACCAUGAACCGCGUGCUGGGAAACAAGUUCCACUUCUUCUCAGCAUGGAAGAAGACACUCUCGCACUCGACAAGGCAACUGAGAGCGGAGACACAGACCUUAUCCUGUUUGUCCUUCUUCAGCUUAAACGCAAACUGCCUCUAGCUACCUUUUUCCGGACAUUAAAUAACCGACCGGUAGCUUCAGCGCUGGUUGAGGCGUCCGCAAGGCAUCAAGACGAAGAGUUAUUAAAAGAUCUGUAUUACCAGGAUGACAGGGUGAUUGACGGGUCGAACAUCCAUCUUAAAGAUGCCUUGAAACAAACGGAUCUACACAAUAAGACUGAAAAACUACGGGUUGCCGCAAGGCUGCUAUCAGAUUCCAAAGACACAGCCGUCCAGGCACAACUCAAAUCAUUGAAUGAUGCAGCAUACCUCCUAAAAAUCCAGGAUGGGCUGGAUAAAGACCUUGCAGAUAAUAAUGAUUUGUUUACGGGUCUGAGUGUUAACGAAACCAUCUACAGAUUAAUUCGUUCUGGAUAUGGAAAACGAGCCAUUAAAAUCCAAAACGAUUUCAAGGUGCCAGAAAAGACAUACUGGUGGUUGCGCUUGAGAGGUCUUGUUGCGAAAAGAGAUUGGGGUGAACUAGAGGAUUUAAGCAAGACCAGAAAGUCCCCAAUCGGAUGGGAGCCCUUUUACAACGAAAUUCUCUGGGCAGGAAACACAAAGCUUGCAUCCGUGUUCAUCCCCAAGUGCGUAUCGUUGACAGUGUCUGAACGGAUCGAGAUGUGGAUGAAGUGCGGCAUGGUGACGAGGGCGGGCGAAGAGGCUCUGAAGGCAAAGGACCUGAAGGCUCUCGAAAACCUUAGAGUCCGCAUUACCGGCAAUUCUGUGCUAGAAAUUGACCGCAUGAUCAACCAAUUGAGGCCAAAGAGAUGA
Molecule: messenger RNA, 2493 nt
Organism: Trichophyton rubrum CBS 118892
Lineage: Eukaryota; Fungi; Ascomycota; Eurotiomycetes; Onygenales; Arthrodermataceae
Exons: 7
Coding region: 1-2493 (830 amino acids)
Biological process (GO): endosomal transport; vacuole fusion, non-autophagic; intracellular protein transport
Cellular component (GO): HOPS complex; lysosomal membrane; endosome
Molecular function (GO): actin binding
Source: RefSeq, a predicted model, not a curated record